Elgaria multicarinata webbii is the source of this 2415-nucleotide messenger RNA. RefSeq names its product SRY-box transcription factor 30 (gene SOX30). Gene Ontology annotation, cellular component: nucleus. The transcript is spliced from 5 exons. Gene Ontology annotation, biological process: regulation of transcription by RNA polymerase II. Bases 1 to 2322 code for a protein of 773 amino acids. The record is from RefSeq and is a predicted model, not a curated record. Gene Ontology annotation, molecular function: sequence-specific double-stranded DNA binding; DNA-binding transcription factor activity, RNA polymerase II-specific. NCBI's taxonomy places the organism in Eukaryota, Metazoa, Chordata, Lepidosauria, Squamata, Anguidae.
AUGGAAAAAGGGGCGCAGGGGGAAACCCCCCGAGAGCAGCAGCGCCUCCUGCAUCCCACGGCUUGGCAGGGCACUCCCUGCAUGGACCACCUUCUCCUGCACCCUCUACCAGGGCAGGGGGGCAGGGACCCACACCUCCUGCUCUUCCCGCCUAAGCAGGGCCCCCAGCACCAUCUCUUGCACCCCCUGUCCCCCAAGCAAAAUGCCUCUCGCAGGGAGCAGAAGCUGCCUCAGCCUGGGGAAGGCGCCUCUUGUCAGCAGCACCUUUUGGAGGUCCAGGAUUGCCUUGACAGGCGGCUCUCCCGGACUGUCAUUGGGUUGGAACUUGGGGGUUGUGAAAAGCAGGAGGAGGAAGAAGAGGAAAACGCUCCACACAUGGUGUUGCAUGCGAAAGCUGAGGAGCAGGAGAGCCAGUCCCUCUUGACAGGCAGCAGCAACAAGAAAAAGAGAUGGGAGCACAAAGCUGCUGCAAACCGAGGAGGGAAGGACGAGGGCAGCGGCAAUAUGAAGGGAGGAGGGGAAAUCCAAGUGGGGAUAGUAGAAGAGCCAGAGACGACAAAGAAAGAGACCAAGGUGAAAGAAAAUUGUGAUGCCAAAGCCUUGGGAUCUGGAAAAGAAAGGACUAUCAAAACUGAACUGGUGGAGCCUCCUGAGGAGGACUGCAAGGGGAGGGAAGAGGUAGCAUCCAAGCCUCGUCCAUCUUCCAAUGACCCAGCUCAUGUCAACAAAGAUGCUAGUUUGUCUCAGCCUCUUGGGGUGCAGCAUCCCCAAGAACUGAAGAUUCCUGUUACACUUCAUCCAGUCCCUCCUGGGGCUAGAAUCCAGUUUCAGGGGCCACCUCCAUCUGAGCUCAUAAGAGUGACUAAAGUACCAAUGGCACAAGUACCCCUUAAAAUGCAGUCCUUGCUCGAGCCUUCAGUGAAAAUUGAAACUAAAGAUGUGCCUCUCACAGUGUUACCCUCAGAUGCAGGGAUACCAGAUACUCCAUUUAGCAAAGAUAGAGAUGGCCAUGUCAAGCGUCCUAUGAAUGCAUUCAUGGUGUGGGCAAGAAUUCACCGACCAGCCUUAGCCAAAGCUAAUCCUGCUGCCAACAAUGCAGAAAUAAGUGUUCAGCUUGGAUUGGAGUGGAACAAACUAUCAGAAGAGCAAAAGAAACCUUAUUAUGAUGAGGCUCAGAAGAUUAAAGAAAAACACAGAGAAGAAUUUCCUGGUUGGGUUUACCAGCCACGGCCUGGCAAAAGGAAGCGGUUUCCAUUGACAGUCUCCACUGUAUUCUCUGGCGCUACUCAGAAUAUCAUUGCUACAAGCCCAAUGACAGCCUCCACUGUCUUUACCGGGACAACUCAGAAUAUUAUUACUACGAAUCCAACUACCAUUUACCCUUUCCGAUCACCUACCUACUCUGUGGUCAUACCCAAUGUACAGAACAGCAUUGGACACCCAGUCUGUGAAGCCCCUUCUACUAUCCAGUUGCCAGCUCCUUCUGCUCAGCAUCCAGUCCCUAUUACGCUGUUCCAGUCAAAUGUAGGAAGCACAACCCCACAGGCUACCCAAGCUACAAACCUGCCACUUCACCCAGUGCUUCAACCUCAGCGUUUUGCUACACCUUCACCAACGGAAGCUCACCGUGUAUCUUCAGGAACAAAUUGCUCUAUAAAGAGACCCACGCAGAUUUCCAUUGAGAACACAAGCAGGAACACAAAUAAUACAAGUGCCACGUCUUCCAGAUACAGUGUCUCAAACAGUCAGCUCCCUAAGGAGUACUCAGGUGUUUCUUCUUGUUCUAGAAAUGGACCUAUUCCUCAAGCACCUCCCAUCCCUCAUCCACACGUCUAUCAACCUCCUCCCAUUGGUCAUCCAGCCACUCUAUUUGGAGCACCCCCUCGAUUUUCAUUUCAUCAUCCUUACUUUUUACCUGGACCCCAUUAUUUCCCAUCAAGCACAUGUCCAUACAGCCGUCCUCCGUUUGGCUAUGGGAACUUCCCCAGCUCCAUGCCCGAAUGCCUCGGCUUUUAUGAAGACCAGUACCAAAAGCAUGAGGCAAUGUUUUCUGCUCUGAACAGAGACUAUCCUUUUAGAGAGUACCCUGAUGAACACACGCAUAGUGAAGAUUCCCGUAGCUGUGAGAGCUUGGAAGGGACAUCCUAUUACAGCAGCCACAGUCAGACUGAAGAAGAAUACUUAAACCCUAUGCCGCAGCUGGACAUUGGGGCCCUUGAGAAUGUUUUCACAGCAACCCCAUCCACACCCUCUAGUGUACAGCAAGUCAAUGUGACUGAUAGUGAUGAUGAGGAAGAAGGAAAGGUGUUGAGAGAUUUGUAAUUUUUUAAAACCAAAUGGUAGUAUCUUAGCAUACUUCUUUAAAAACAUGAAAUAAAACAUGUUGGUCAUAUAACACCAUUUAGUGAGUGUGGU